AUGACGAAGUCCUCUCGUCGCAAGAAGCCGUCGACGCCGCCCUCGGGCGCCUCGACACCCACGUCUGGUCCCAUCCCACCAUUCACCAAAGUCCCGGCGAUCCUGACACCCUUCGUCGAACCACUUUGCUAUGAAGAAGUAUACCUCGUCCACAUCGACACUACCCACACGGACCAGAAAUGGCAGAGCUUCCUAGUUCCAUCCAUCGUCAACAUCGUGGUAGCCGUCGUAAUCGCCGUACGCGCCUACAUGGCCAUCAGCACAUACCCAGCACUGUUCAAGAUGCUAUUCGGACUCCGGAGCUCUCUGAGCGUGGACACGGCCACCGUGUCAUGGAUGCAACAAACCGCAAUCAUUCUUCGCCGGACGGGCACGAUUCUCAUCGACUACUUCCUCGUGACACUUUUCCUGUCCUGGCCCUUCCACUUCGCGCUCGGACCCGUGCGCUGGCGCCGUGCCGUCGGUUUCCGCGAUCGCGAGGUCGUCGUGCGCCGUAGCGCCAGCAGCUGGAGCCGCAAGCUCGAACGCAACACGUGGAUCCGCGACAACGAUGCCAUGCGUGACAAGAUCGUCGCUGCCGUUACACCCGAGCGCAUCGGCAAGACGGGCUACCUGCUUGUUGACGCGGACUGGAAUCUGGACUAUCCUGCCAUGAUUCGCGCCCACGGCCUAGUCGACCGGAUCCGCAAAGGUGACGGCGUGCAGUUGGAUGAGUUCCGCACGGCUGUGCUGGUCCAUACCGAUACUGACGGCUGGCUGAUCUGGCGGGUCGGGGAUGAGAACACGCCUGCUGGACUCCAGCGGUCUGAGCAGCGGGAUCAGAUCCUCGCCUUCCGCGAUAAGUUGGCUGCCAUGGGCAAGGAGGAUCUGUUCUUCCGCUGGGUUGAGGUGGUCCAGUGGGAAAGCUCACAGCCUGGUGGGUUUACUCCGGAGAGGCAGAAGUCUGCUAUGCUUCAGGCCAAGCAGAUGUUUGAGGAAGAGAAUGUGGAUUUCAGUAGUUUCUGGGAUGAUUUGGGUGGCAUGGAAGGCAUGGAUAUCUCUGAGACAUGA
Molecule: messenger RNA, 1050 nt
Organism: Penicillium cinerascens
Lineage: Eukaryota; Fungi; Ascomycota; Eurotiomycetes; Eurotiales; Aspergillaceae
Exons: 1
Coding region: 1-1050 (349 amino acids)
Source: RefSeq, a predicted model, not a curated record